AUGGCUCUACAGGGCGAGGCCCAGCCAUCCAAAGAGCUCUAUCCCAUGAGCAACUGGAAAUACGACGUCUUCCUCUGGUGCAUGUCCAUUAUAAUCAACCUUUUUUUCCGAGAAGUCCACCCGAGGGGAUCGUGGUACGUUCCUAGGAACGGCCCGGUGCUGUUCAUCGCUGCGCCGCACGCCAAUCAGUUCGUCGACGCCCUCAUCCUGCAACGAACCCUCCGAAACGAAUCCCAACGACGAGUUUCCCUCCUCAUCGCCCAGAAGUCGGUCCAUGGCUUCAUUGGAUGGGGAUCACGCCAGGUCGGCUCCGUGCCCGUGGGCCGAGCCCAAGAUUCGGCAAAGGCCGCCAAAGGCACGAUAUACCUGCCCGAUCCCGUGAAGACCCCAUAUCUGAUCCGCGGCGUUGGUACAAACUUCGUGAAAGAGGCGGAGAAGGAUGGCAUGAUCUUUUUGCCUUCGGUUAAGGGAAUGUCAGGGUCGAGCGUCGGCAUCGCUGAGAUUGUUGGGCCUGAAGAAAUACGGACGAAGCGACCAUUCAAGGGCAGACUCCCUAUGCAACAGCUGACUGGGCGGGAUGACGUCGAAGCGGACGGCAAAUUUACCAACAAAGACAUUGCGGGGCCCAAGGAAGGAUACCCCGGAACCAAGUUCAAGCUUGCGCCCAACAUUGACCAAAGUCAGGUCUACCAGGCCGUUUUCGACCGCCUGAAGUCUGGUGGUUGUGUGGGUAUCUUCCCUGAGGGGGGUAGCCAUGAUCGGACCGAACUGUUACCCCUGAAAGCUGGUGUUGCCAUCAUGGCUUUGGGCGCACUUGAGCAGGACCCUAACUGCGGACUUACUAUUGUGCCAGUUGGCAUGAACUAUUUCCACCCUCACAAGUUCCGCUCUCGAGCUGUGAUUGAAUUCGGCUCUCCCUUCGAGGUACCCUCCGACCUUGUUACUAAAUAUCAGAACAACCAGCGCCGAGAUGCCAUUGCGGAGCUGCUUGAGAUGUGCACCAACUCUCUGAACUCCGUGACGGUGACGGCACCUGAUUACGAUACUCUCAUGGCUAUCCAAGCAGCCAGGCGCCUUUACAUGACUGGAAAGAAGCUACCGCUGACCCACGUGGUCGAGUUGAACCGGAAACUGUCCAAAGGAUUCUCCAAGUUCAAGGAUAACGAAUUGGUGAUUGACGUAUUGGAUAGCCUCAAGGAGUACAACAAGCAGUUACGCUACCUGAACAUCAAAGACCACCAGGUCGAGAACGCUAAGAGGUCUAUCCCCAAGGUCGUCUUUCUUCUCCUCUAUCGGCUGGCGAAGUUGGUGGUCCUAUCCAUCGGGGUGAUCCCAGGGCUCGUUCUCUUCGCGCCAGUAUUCAUCGUCUCUAAGAUCAUCAGCAUUCGGAAAGCAAAGACUGCGCUUGCGGGUUCCUCUGUCAAGAUUGCAGGGCGUGAUGUCAUGGCCACGUGGAAACUUCUGGUUGCCAUGGGAUUUGCUCCUAUCCUGUAUCACUUUUACACCAUUGUUCUGGCAUGGACGCGAGCUUUCGGACAGGCCCCAGAUUGGCUUCCAUGGUGGGUCGUUGUCCUCUGUGGCUGGAUCAUCUUCCCAGCCAUCACCUAUGCUGCUCUUCGCUUCGGGGAGAUCGGUAUGGACAUUGCGAAGUCUCUACGCCCCUUGGUGCUAUGUCUGAGCCCUACAUCCAGCUACAACAUCCAACAAUUGCGACAGCGACGAGCGGAACUCGCCGACAGGGUCACGGAAGUGAUUAACGAACUUGGUCCUGACAUGUACGACGAUUUCGAGAAGUCGCGCUUGAUCAAGGACCCUACCUUCCCAGGUGGCAACACCAUUACGCCCGGCAGCCCCACGCGCGACAGCGAGCCGGGCUCUCCUGGGGAAUACCCACCUUUGUUCCCUCGCAGAAACAGGACGGCGGCGAGUAGAGCCAUACCACGUAACGAGUCGUUCUCUAACAUCGGCGCCGUUGGUAUCUUCUCCACGCGCCCGCCAUCUCGGUCCCGAAGCCGCAGCCGCAGCCGAAGUAGCAGCAGCGGCGGUGGCUUUGGGUCUGGUUCUUUCCCUAUCAGUGGAUUUACGACGCUGGAUUCCAAGGAGGGCUUCGACGAGGCUAGCAGUAGGAUCCGGGAAGCUAUGCUGGAGCGGGGUCAGAUGCGUAGACGCAAGAGUGGGAUUUUCGAUGAAGAGGAGGAUUAG
Messenger RNA from Pseudomassariella vexata, 2202 nucleotides. RefSeq lists its product as uncharacterized. Gene Ontology annotation, biological process: phospholipid biosynthetic process. Lineage: Eukaryota; Fungi; Ascomycota; Sordariomycetes; Amphisphaeriales; Pseudomassariaceae. Gene Ontology annotation, molecular function: glycerol-3-phosphate O-acyltransferase activity; glycerone-phosphate O-acyltransferase activity. Gene Ontology annotation, cellular component: endoplasmic reticulum membrane. Bases 1 to 2202 code for a protein of 733 amino acids. The record is from RefSeq and is a predicted model, not a curated record. The transcript has a single exon.